UAAUUAAGUGUGCAUUAAACUUCUAUAAUGACAAAUAAUUUGAUACAAUUAUUUUUAGUAAUCACAACAAAUAAUUUGAGACUGAGAGAGUAAUAGAAAAAAGGAAAAAAUGCCAAAAAGAAAUUAAAAAAGAAAGGGAUUUGGGGAAAAUGUAAAGAAGAUUAUCUCAAAUUGUCUUAACUGUUGCAGAGAAAUUUGAUUCUCCAAUGAUAACGGUAAAGCUCUUCCCUCCAUUACCUUUACAUAACCCUUAUUUGAAUUGUGUCCACUCUUUGAACUUGAAACCUUUCUCUAAAACCCUUCAAUUCAAAUUCUUGUUAAAACCUCCAAACUGUCAAUCUUUCAAAGCUCAAUUUGAGAGCUUUAAAUGUAAAGGGUUUAGGGAUUUCAACGACGGUGGAGGAGGCGGCGACGACGGAGGUGGUGGUGAAGAUGAUGAACAAAAUGGGGUUUUGCCGAAGUGGGUGGAUUUUACUUCAAAUGAUGCAAAAAAUGUAUUUGCUGCAUUAGUUAUAUCGCUUGCCUUCAGGUCCUUCGUGGCUGAGCCUAGAUAUAUACCUUCUUUGUCUAUGUAUCCCACUUUCGAUGUUGGAGAUCGGCUUGUUGCUGAAAAGGUCUCUUACUAUUUCAGAAAGCCAUGUCCCAACGACAUAGUUAUUUUCAAGAGUCCUCCGGUGCUUCAGGAAGUAGGAUACAGUGAUGGAGAUGCCUUUAUUAAGAGGAUUGUUGCUAAGGAAGGUGAUCUUCUUGAGGUAGACAGGGAGACGGCGCAGACCUAUAGGAGCUAUCAGCAGAUUUUCAGGAGCACUCCAUUGUUCCGGAGGUGCUAAUCGGGUUUAUACUUUUGUGUAUAUAUAUAUGUAUAUGUAUUUUAGGCACGACAGGGUCUUGUCCCGUCCAUAUGUCUAGUACUCUAGUAGAGGCUCGUAGAUACGUAUGUGCGGGCUAUAUGGUCUUACAAGGUCACUACGGUAUAUACGUAGAUAUGUGUACAUUAUCUUUUGAUAGCCAAAGGGCUCAUGUAUAUAAAAGUAUUUAUGUUCUUCAAU
This is a messenger RNA of Lycium barbarum (goji berry), 1049 nucleotides long. Its product is annotated as chloroplast processing peptidase-like. Gene Ontology annotation, molecular function: serine-type endopeptidase activity. Gene Ontology annotation, cellular component: chloroplast thylakoid membrane. Lineage: Eukaryota; Viridiplantae; Streptophyta; Magnoliopsida; Solanales; Solanaceae. The transcript is spliced from 3 exons. Bases 207 to 830 code for a protein of 207 amino acids. Gene Ontology annotation, biological process: thylakoid membrane organization. The record is from RefSeq and is a predicted model, not a curated record.